Messenger RNA from Salvia miltiorrhiza (redroot sage), 720 nucleotides. RefSeq names its product putative late blight resistance protein homolog R1A-10. The transcript is spliced from 2 exons. The record is from RefSeq and is a predicted model, not a curated record. The coding region runs from base 1 to 720 and encodes 239 amino acids. Gene Ontology annotation, molecular function: ADP binding. Lineage: Eukaryota; Viridiplantae; Streptophyta; Magnoliopsida; Lamiales; Lamiaceae. Gene Ontology annotation, biological process: defense response to other organism.
AUGCACCAAGCAGACCUCAGGUGCUUGGAGUAUCUGCGGCAGAUAAUAGAAGACAUGGGUGCUAUCAUCGACAAGUCCAAUCAAUUGAAGGAGAAACAAAGAUUCAGAGAGGAGCAUUCAACACCUCCUCUUACUCUUAGUCUUACUCAGACCAGAGAAGAAACUGCUAUGGUGGGAUUUGGUGAUGAGUUGAUUCAACUUCUUGACGAGCUCACCGGUCAUCGAUCCAAUCUGCAUAUCAUCUCAAUCGUCGGUAUGGGCGGCAUGGACGACAUAUUGAGUGUCGAAGCUUGGAAUGAAGUGAGGUGUUUCUUUCCCGAUAAUGGAAGUGGAAGCCGGAUUGUUCUAACUACUAGGUUGUCAGAUGUAGCUAACAAUUGUGGCUCUUCUUGCUUUUUGAAGAAUCUUCUAGAUGAGAAUGAAAGUUGGGAAUUAUUCUGUAAGAAGGCAUUCCAAAAUGAAGAUUGCCCCACUGAACUUGAGGAAAUUGGAAGGAAGAUUGUUAAAUUAUGCAAUGGACUAGCAUUGUCCAUUGUUGUGAUCGGGGGGAGACUUUUAAAGUCUUCUAGGACCGUAGAAUGUUGGAAGAGUGUUGCUAAAGAUAUAGAAUUAAGUCCCAAUUCAAAAGAGAAGCAAGAAAGCUUUGAUGUAUUAUUUUCAAGUUAUGACCACUUGCCUCCUCAUCUAAAGCCUUGCUUUCUUUAUAUUGGAGUUCUUUAA